Molecule: messenger RNA, 3590 nt
Organism: Anneissia japonica
Lineage: Eukaryota; Metazoa; Echinodermata; Crinoidea; Comatulida; Comatulidae
Product: mutS protein homolog 5-like
Exons: 24
Coding region: 241-2580 (779 amino acids)
Biological process (GO): mismatch repair; chiasma assembly
Cellular component (GO): nucleus
Molecular function (GO): mismatched DNA binding; ATP binding; ATP-dependent DNA damage sensor activity
Source: RefSeq, a predicted model, not a curated record
AAAAUCGACAUUUCCCUUUGAAGUAUUCUUUUGUGUCUGUCUCGUGACUUGCCUUAUUUGGUAAAUGUAAAUAGCUUUUUGUAAAUCGCUCAGCCGGUUUCUAGAGAGAGUGGAGCUUGGAAUUGUGUUUCAGUUUAGUAUUCAACCUGUUGAAGUAAAGCCCGAGGAGAACAAUUGAAGGCAUUCAUUGCAGCCUAGCCUGAUACCAGGUGGUCAGAGAAUCAUUAAACUGUCUGGAUAAUGGAUUCAAGUAGUUCAUUUUUCAAUUAUUCCUCGAGCACUGUUACGGCAGGUACUGCCAAUGCUAUCAGUACUUCAUCUAGUCUGUCCUCUGCAAUGGACAACACGACCAUCAAUAACAAUGAUGUACAUGUCCAUCGCAACAAUGACCAUCUACAGGAUAAUGGAUUGUUUGAAAGCCUUCAGUCUGAGAAGUACAUGAGUGUAUUUUGGCAUAGUGGACUAUUAGGAGUUGCAUACUAUGACUCCGGAACAUCUCAGCUACACCUAAUGCUAGAUAUCCCGGAAACAGUCAAUUUCACUAUACUAAAACGAGUCUGUCAAGAGGUGGAGCCUGUCAGUAUUGUUGUCAGCUCUAAACAAGAUGAGAAGUUUUUGAAAGUAAUACAGCCAUUAGAUACAAAUGAAGUGACUGAUAUGCCUGUUGUAAACCAAACAGGUAGAGUGCACAUUCUGCCCAGUAUUGACUUUGCUCUGGAAUCAUGCAAAAGACGUUUAGUAUCAAUGAACCUUCCGACAAUACCAGACCACCUCACAGAUGUUGAGAGGAGUAUCUACAUCUCAUCUAUUGUACCAUUUGAACAUGAGAAAGUUAUCCGUGCUGCUGGGGCUCUGUUGAAGUUUUUAGAGAAGCAACGUGUUGGUGUUGAACUAGAAGAUGCCAGUGUGAAGGUGCCAAUUGUAUCCCUCAACAUCUUUUCUUUGAAGGACACCCUUUUCCUUGAGGAAAACACAUACAGCGCACUUCAGAUAUUCCAGAAGGAAUCUCACCCAUCGGCAUACAAGAGUGGAGGGAGUGGGGCCAAAGAGGGACUUAGUCUUUUUGGAAUUUUGAAUAAAACCAAGUCAGUAAUAGGUAGCAACCUAAUGAGGAUCUGGUUUAUGCGGCCCUCACGUGACAUAAAUCUUCUACGCCAGCGUCAAGAAGCUGUUGCGUUUUUCAUGUCACCUAGAAACAUUGAGGUUGUGUCAUCUUUGCAGGAUUGUCUCAAACACAUUAAAAAUGUUCCGAGAAUCCUGUCCAAAAUGAAGCAGGCCCAGGCAUCUAUAGGGGACUGGCAAGCAUUAUAUAAGACUGCCUACAAUGCUGUGUACAUUGGGGAUAUUUGUAGAUCACAGCCAGCAGAAUUAGAAAUCUUUAGGAAGAUUGCUAGUGACUUCACUGAAGACCUUCAUUCCAUUGCAAAUCUCAUCAGUAGAAUCGUUGACUUUGAUGAAUCAGUUGCACAAAAUCGGUUUACUGUGAAAGAAGAUGUCGAUCCAGAACUAGAUCACAAGAAGAGAACCUUCAAUAGCCUGCCAAGCCUUAUGACACAGGUUGCACGUGAAGAGUUGAACAGCUUGAGUUCAGACAUUGAGGAAUGCAACGUUAUAUAUCUACCACAGCUUGGUUACCUGUUGACAAUCCCACGUAAACCUGAAAUGGUGAAUUUGGCUGAUUUUGAAAUGCAAGGUUUCCAGUUCAUGUUCAUGUCAAAUGACAGAGUCCACUACAAGAGUGCAGGAACUAAUGCUUUGGAUGAAAAACUAGGGGAUACCCAGUGUGUCAUUACAGAUCACGAAACCCAGAUUAUGCAUAGAUUGCAGAAUAGCAUUUUAGAGAGGAGUGCAGUCCUCCUGAAAGUCAUGGACUUUGCAGCAGAAAUUGAUUGGUCCCUCAACUUUUUUUUCAUGGCACAUAUUGGUAGCUUUGUACCAGCAGAAGGGGCUCAUAUUACCCUGUUGGAUGGAAUUUACAGCAGAGUACAAACCAAGGAGUCGGUCUCUGUAGGCCUGUCAACCUUCAUGAUAGAUCUAAACCAGAUGUCACAGUGCGUACGUAAUGCAACAGCAAAGUCCUUGGUGAUUGUGGAUGAGUUUGGCAAAGGCACAGAGACUGGAGAUGGUGUUUCAUUGCUGUGUGCCUGCCUCAGGCACUGGCUUGAUCAGGAGCAACACUGCCCUCAUGUGUUGGUAUCGACACAUUUUCACUGCAUCUUCCAACAACAUCUCUUACCAGACUCCCAACAACUCAUGUACCAGAUGAUGGAUGUAAUUCAGAAUGAAGAGGAGAUGAUCUUUUUGUUCCAGUUGAAGGAAGGGUGUGUAGGGCACAGCCAUGCCAAUCAGAUUGCCAAGUCAGCUGGUCUUCCACAAGAACUCAUCCAAAGAGGACUGCAGGUGACAAAUUUGAUCGCUGAAAACAAACCGAUUGAGCGAGCAGACACUGCCAACACCAAGAACCAAUUUAAACGCUGCGAGAUGAUAGUCAAAGAGUUCCUGACAUUGGAUCUAGAUAAGGACUCCUUAACAGACUUCCUACUAGACUUUGUUCUACCUACAGCUAACAAUAUUGUAUAGUACCCUUUUUUCACUUCCUAAAGCAAAUUAAGCAAUACAUACUACAUUUUACCGUUUUUGGCGCAUAUUUAUUUCAUCAGUCACAGGGGUGGAUCCAGUAGGUUGCACGAGGCAUGUGCCCCCUUUUUUGCUGUUAAAUUUUUAAAAUUUCACUGCAAAAGAAUGUUGUGCUCCUCACAUAUAUAUUUUUUUCCUCCCCCCUCCCCUUUGAAACAUUCUGGAUCCGCCCCCUCACAUAUUGAGAUGGAAAUACGAAUGAUUACAAUUGAUACUAGACAGUAACUAACAAGUAAUAAUCAAAAUGGUGCACAACAUAAAUGCAGUAAAGCAGAACUGAAACGUAUUCAUGAAUUUUGUCAAAAAUUCUGAUGUAAAAGUAUGGUCACAAAUCUGACCUCACUGCAUAGUGCUAUGUAUGUUGAAAUAAAUUAUACUUUGAAUCUGAGUAUACAGUGCAUUUGUACCUUCACUGAAUUCCAUCAAUAUACUUUACUUUGUUCAAUGUGCUUUAAAUAAGUAUUAUAGAAUUGUAGGUAAUCUUGAUUGAAUCUUCUUAUGGCCUUUGUAGCACAAAUGUUAAAAAAGUUUUAAUCCCUAACACUGUCAUAUAAAAUGAUUAAGGCAAAACAAAAUAUUAAAGUUAUACAAUGUUUUAAUGUUAAAAAUCUGCAUCUGAUUUGAGUGAUUCAAACAACCAACACAAUAAAGUAUGAUUUACUUCAAAUAAUAGGAUACAAACAGCCAACGCAGUGAAGUAUGAUUAAGUUCAAAUAAUAUGAUACAAACAGCCAACACAAUAAAGUAUGAUUUACUUCAAAUAAUAGGAUACAAACAGCCAACACAGUGAAGUAUGAUUAAGUUCAAAUAAUAUGAUACAAACAGCUAACACAAUAAAGUGUGAUUUAGUUCAAAUAAUAUGAUACAAAAAGCCAACACAGUAACUUACGAUUUAGUUCAAAUAGUAUGAUACAAACAGCCAACACAAUAAAGCAUGAUUUAGUUCUAAUCAA